This is a messenger RNA of Hibiscus syriacus, 1962 nucleotides long. RefSeq names its product phosphoinositide phospholipase C 6-like. Bases 40 to 1887 code for a protein of 615 amino acids. Gene Ontology annotation, biological process: lipid metabolic process; phosphatidylinositol-mediated signaling. Gene Ontology annotation, molecular function: phosphatidylinositol-4,5-bisphosphate phospholipase C activity. The record is from RefSeq and is a predicted model, not a curated record. The transcript is spliced from 9 exons. Lineage: Eukaryota; Viridiplantae; Streptophyta; Magnoliopsida; Malvales; Malvaceae.
UCCAUUGUUUCACCUUGAAAAGCUGCAGUUUCCAAGGAAAUGAAACACAACAAAGAAAAAACCAAAAGGAAAAUCUUCGAUCUCUCCCUGAUCUCCAUGGAAUCAAAUUCCAAAGCCAAAAAGAAGGGUAAAAGCCAACGGAAGAAAGACAAGCCAAGGUUAAACGGGACGGAGGUCUCUAACAUUGGGAGCUACAAUUACAGGAUGUUCAGCUUCUUCAACAGGAAGUUUAAGAUCAACGAAGUCAAACCACCUCCCGAUGUUAACAAGGCGUUUUCUUUGUUCACGGAUGAAUCGGUCCAUAUGAACGCCGAUCAGCUCAGACGGUUCCUUGUGGUGCACCAGAACGACGUUAAUACGAGAAUCGAAGAUGCUCAGCAUAUCGUCGAACAGGUUGUGAGCAGGAGGCAUCCUGUGUCGGGAAUUACGAGAAAUUCGUUGAGCCUUGAUGAUUUCUUUUAUUUCCUGUUUUGCGAUGAUCUCAACGGCCCUAUUAGAACUCAGGUUCACCAUGAUAUGACUGCUCCAUUGUCGCACUAUUACAUAUAUACCGGUCAUAAUUCCUAUCUAACUGGGAAUCAACUGAGCAGUGAUUGUAGUGAGGUUCCAAUUAUCAGGGCUUUGCAAAAUGGUGUUCGAGUCAUCGAACUUGAUCUUUGGCCUGGUUCCUCUAGAGAUGAAAUUUAUGUUCUUCAUGGAAGGACCUUGACAAGUCCAGUGUCACUUAUCCAAUGUUUGGUAUCCAUUAAAGAGUAUGCUUUUGUUAGUUCCCCUUAUCCAGUUAUUAUAACAUUGGAAGACCAUCUUACACCAGAAUUGCAGGCUAAAGCUGCUGAGAUGAUCAUUCAAACAUUCGAAAGUAUGCUGUACCAUUCAGAGACGGAUUGCUUAACCGAGUUCCCUUCGCCGGAAUCAUUGAAAUACCGAAUCGUAGUUUCAACGAAACCACCGAAAGAAUAUCUAGAGUCUAGGUCGAAAGACUCUGAUGACGAGAAUUCCCCGAAGUUUACAAAUGAACCAGAAGGGAGUGAAAGUGAGGAAGAAGUUGAAGACUUAAAAUCAGUCCAAGCCGGGGUAUGCGAAUACAGGCGCCUAAUAACCAUACGUGCAGGAAAGCCAAAGGGUGGCUUAAAGGAAGCAUUAAAAGUUGAUGCUGAUAAGGUUCGACGUGUUAGUAUGAGCGAACAGCAGCUCGAGAAGGCUGCUGGAUCUCAUGGACUUGAUGUUGUAAGGUUUACACAGAAGAAUAUCCUGCGAGUCUAUCCGAAGGGUACUCGUUUUACGUCGUCGAAUUACAAGCCAACUAUCGGAUGGAUGCAUGGAGCUCAGAUGGUUGCAUUUAACAUUCAGGGAUACGGAAAACAUCUGUGGGCCAUGCAUGGCAUGUUUAGAGCCAAUGGAGGAUGUGGUUAUGUGAGGAAACCUGAGCAUUUGACUCGACCAUCUGACCAGCUAAUUGAUCCUAAAACAAAAUUCCCAGUGACAAAAACGUUAAAGGUGAAAAUAUACACGGGGGAUGGAUGGCGGUUGGACUUCAGCCACACACAUUUUGACGCGUACUCUCCUCCAGACUUCUACACAAAGAUUUACAUUGUGGGAGUGCCAGCAGAUGAAGCUAAAAGGAAAACAAAGGUCAUUGAAGAUGAUUGGGUUCCGGUAUGGGAUGAAGCAUUCACAUUUCCCUUGACUCUUCCGGAACUGGCACUGCUCCGGGUCGAAGUAUGGGAAUACGACAUGCACGGGAAAGACAACUUCGGUGGACAAACGUGUUUGCCGAUACCGGAGCUGAAGACUGGGAUCCGGUCCGUCCCAAUGCAUGAUAAGAAGGGAGUAAAAUACAGAAAUGUAAGGCUUCUAAUGUUCUUCGAGAUUGAAGAUGUAGACUAGAAUUAUUUAUUCACCGUGAUCGAGUUCAUUACUUUUAACCCUUUGUUUUGCACCACAAUGAGAUUAAUGCAUAUG